Molecule: messenger RNA, 2245 nt
Organism: Eriocheir sinensis (Chinese mitten crab)
Lineage: Eukaryota; Metazoa; Arthropoda; Malacostraca; Decapoda; Varunidae
Exons: 8
Coding region: 1-2217 (738 amino acids)
Biological process (GO): microtubule-based movement
Cellular component (GO): dynein complex
Molecular function (GO): minus-end-directed microtubule motor activity; dynein intermediate chain binding; dynein light intermediate chain binding
Source: RefSeq, a predicted model, not a curated record
AUGUUGUCAUGUCUUUUUCUCAUCAGGUUGAUUCGAGCAACUGCGCGCGUGUGUCGCAACAUUAGGUCUGGAGAAGGUCGUGCUAAGGAGGACAUGUCUGGAGGCAGCCACGAGAAAACGUCUUGUAGUGGCGUGGAGGGCAGCGGAGAGGGCGAUGGUGAUGGAACGACACGGAGCAGCACGGCCGAUUCAAAGCCGCCGCCCCUGGUCGCUAACUCACGCUGGACGCUCCGCCCCACGCCCUACUCUCUGCCCCGGACAGACGAGGGCGUCAUCAUACAUGCUUUGUACGUUGUGCUGACGCCGCUGCUGAACAAUGUGGAGGAGGAAUGGCACAAGUUUUUCGCCACUCAUUUCAACCUCCACGAGGCCGAGGAUGGCAAUGCCGCCGCGCAGGGGGUGGAGGAGUGCCUGCGGGAGGUGCUGCUGGAGUGGGGGUACGGCGACGCGCCCGAGGGGGUGGCAAGCCUGACGCAGGGUGAAGACAUCCAACCACCAGAAGCGCCUCUGAAAUAUGAGGAAGGUGAACACAACUCUGCAAAAUCACACCAGACCGAGGCGGGAAGUGAGGAGCGCUGCAGGAAGCUGAGUGGGCGCGGAACCUCCCUGCUGACGGCGGCGCUGCACCUCCACUCCCUGCUGACUGUGAAUGGCUGCUGCUGCCUCAUGGGGCCUCCUGCGGCAGGGAAGACCACUGUCUGGAGGGUGCUGGCGGCGGCGGUCAACAGGCUCUGGCGGCGAGCGGGCAGUGGCAAGGCACGUCGAGUACGCGUGCGUGUGGUGGCGUGCGGCGCCUUCACCAGGACACACCUGCUGGGGGCGUGGCGGGACGCGGGCCGCGCCUGGCGGAAGGGCGUGCUCUUCACCGCCCUCACCCACACGCACAAGCUUGGCGAGGACGAGCACUGGCUGGUGGUGUCAGGCCCCUUCCCCCGCGGCGUGCUGGCGGCCUUAGCCCCGCUGUGCCACGCCUCCCAGAACCUCACGGACGAUGCCCUGCACCAACUGACGCCGCCGCGAGGCUUCAAGCUUAUCUUCGAGGCGGCUGCCGGAGGGGACCUCACACCGCUGAUCCUCGUCAGGUGUCCGGUACUGGAGGUGCCCGAGGAGCAGAUGACCAUCCCUCGAGCUGCUGACAAGGCUCUUCGGGCGCUGGCGGUGACGCUGCCGUGCAUACAGAACCCGGAGGUGUUCGACCAGUGCAGCGCCUCCCUCGCCGAGGGCCUCCGAUCCCUCGGGCUGCCUCACACCUCCCUGGAAUGCGUGGCUCAGUGCGCGUGUCGACUGACCGAGGGGAGACUGACGCCCACUGCGCCGCCCGAGGAGAUGAUGGAGGCGCUGACCCAGGUGCUGGAGCUGCUGCACACCGCGCGGCAUCCACACCUGCACCGCGACGCCAGGGAGGGCUCCUACACACCCGCCAGGCUAGACUCCCGGAGCCCCGCGCCCUCGGAUGCCUUCCUGGACUUUCCUGGGCGAGUCGUGGCCAUUCCGGAGUUUCAAGCUGGACUCUCCCUUCUGCCGCAGCUCCUGGACGCCGCCUGCCCGCUCCUCCUUCAUUCUAAGCCUGGCCACGGUCUCAGCACUUUCCUUGACAUCUUUGAGCGUAACCUGGCGCCGGCGACCCACGUCAUUCGUUUCCGCUGUACUCCGCUCACCACGGCAGAGGACCUCUUUGCCUCCAUGACCGCCUCGCUGCUGCCCUGUCCGCUGCGGGAGGAUCGGUCACGGCAGACCUCCAAGCGGCCGUACAGCGACCACUGGAGAGCACCCAGUGACGGGGCAGAGGAGGAAGGAAUGCGUGGCCUGGCGCCUGGCGACGAGGGGUUCACGCUGCUGAUCCUGGAGGACGUGCACCUGCAGCUGGACGCAGACGGCACGGCAGGAACGCUCUGUGAGACCUUCAGGCACCUGGUGGAGUGCGGGGAGGUGGUGUGCCCCACGUCCGGCCAGCGGUACCGUCUGCAGCGAGUGGUGCCCAUCCUCACGCUGUCCAGCCCCGCCGCCCCCGAGCACCUCGUCCCCGCCAGGAUCCUGCGGCACUGCGUCCUCAUGGGCCUCCCGCACAUCGCUGCCGCCACCUGCGAGUACCUCAUCAAGGCGAGUGAGCAUGCAAGGAGCCGCACUUUGAGAUGUGCUGCAUUUUAUAGCUGUAAGAAGCCUGUGACAUAUAGAAAGGCUCGUAAAAAUAUUAUUGAAACAGUCGUAGAAAGGUGAGCCAUAUUGGAAGCUCUUCACACUACUU